GGCCGAGAAGGGGAAAUGUGGGCGCGGGCUGUGCGGCUGGUCCUCGGGGCCCCCCUGGGCGGGCGCCGGGGCUUGGCUUCCAAGGCAAAUCCUCAGGGAAGGGGGCGAAUCACCGCCGACGUGAUCGGGCGCCUGGAGCGUCUAGCGCUCGUGGAUUUCGGCAGCCAGGAGGCCGCGGCCGUGGCACAGCUGGAGCAGGCGGUCGCCUUCGCCGACCGGCUGCGCGGCGUGGACACCGACGGGGUGGAGCCCAUGGAGUCAGUACUGGAGGACAGAUGUUUAUACUUGAGAUCCGACAAUGUGGUAGAAGGCAACUGUGCUGAAGAACUACUACAGAACUCCCAUCGAGUUGUGGAGGAGUAUUUUGUGGCCCCCCCAGGUAAUAUCUCUUUGCCAAAGCUGGAUGAACAAGAGCCCUUCUCACACAGCUGAGGAGCUAUUCUGUGAACACAUGGAAGCAUGACAGUAUUUGUUGUUAUGAAUACUAAAGGUCCCACUUCUCUCAGUAACCUGAAAAAUAUCAGUGGUUAAGUAUUUUUUUUUUUUUUAGUAACAAACUUGUCUGAAGACAGAAUUGGGAAAGAUUUAGCCCAAACAAGGCAGUAUGUUCCUGAUGCUAAUGGAAAUAAAAGGUAUUGUCAAUUUCCAAGGAAAUGUUCCAUUUUGAAGACAUUAUCCCCCUUUAUCUCCUCCCCAAAAGACUAUCUACCUAACUGUACUUAUGUGAAUUUUCCUGUUUAUGUAAAUGUUAAACAUUGCAUCUGAUCACUGUGUGACAAUCUGAA
Molecule: messenger RNA, 785 nt
Organism: Miniopterus natalensis
Lineage: Eukaryota; Metazoa; Chordata; Mammalia; Chiroptera; Miniopteridae
Source: RefSeq, a predicted model, not a curated record